Molecule: messenger RNA, 1916 nt
Organism: Danaus plexippus (monarch butterfly)
Lineage: Eukaryota; Metazoa; Arthropoda; Insecta; Lepidoptera; Nymphalidae
Gene: kappaB-Ras
Product: NF-kappa-B inhibitor-interacting Ras-like protein
Exons: 3
Coding region: 9-662 (217 amino acids)
Biological process (GO): canonical NF-kappaB signal transduction
Molecular function (GO): GTP binding; GTPase activity
Source: RefSeq, a predicted model, not a curated record
CUUGAAAAAUGGGAAAAACUAGUAAAGUAGUCGUAUGCGGUAUGAAAAGUGUAGGUAAGACUGCGGUGUUGGAGCAGCUUAUAUACGGAAAUGUGAACCUGAAGUCCUCCUUCUAUCCAACCAUUGAGGAUAUUUACGUGGCCAAUAUAGAGACGGAUCGCGGUACUAAGGAAAGGGUCUGUUUCUACGACACCGCAGGCCUGGAGCCUCCACUUACAGGCGAGUUGAAAGGGCCGCCACAGUCACCGACAAUGCAGUUGACAACCAACCAGGUCCUUCAGCGACAUUACCUCGGCUUUGCAGAGGGUUAUGUGAUGGUUUAUGACACCACAAGACCAGAAUCACUCGACGUCCUGAUGUACUUGAAGAAAGAUAUAGAUAGGAACAAAGAUAAGAAAGAGGUGGUUAUGCUGGUUGUUGGUAAUCGAACCGGCCCUGAUGAUCCAAACAGCUUAGAAAACACUUGUUCCAAGGCAGCGAAUUGGUGCGCCAGGGAGAAGAUAAGGCACUUCGAAGUGUCUGCUAUGGACAGACCCUCGCUGUACGAGCCGUUCAUCUACAUGACAACUAAGUUGAAUCCAGUACAAAACAAGACCGCCUUCCCCCAACUUAGCACUCUGAGCAAACUCACCCAGAAGAAUAAUAGAAGUGACGCCAUGUAACAGUAUGCCUUUAGACUAUGCCCCUUUUGCUACCAGCCCUGAGAGGUGGGAUAUUGUCAGGUAAACAUACGCAUUGUCAGUCAUUUGUUAUUGUUUUACUUAAUCUACUUAAGUUUCAUAAUUAUUAAUUGCUCAUAAAAAUAAUUUACUAAGGCAAAUAUAUACAUAUAUAUAUAUAUAUAUAUAUAUAUAUGUUUGCUUGUUUAUUCAAUAAUUUAUCAUAAUAUUCGGGGCCUUGUUUUUUCGUUAGUGUUGCUAUAAAUUAAUUAUAUAGUUUAUUUAUGCUAAAAUAUUAUCUGGAUCUUUAAACGCCUCUAGUUUAUAUUAUUGUACAUACAAAUAAUUAUUUAUGAAAGAUACUUAAUGAAGUAGAAUUUUCUAGAAUCUCAAAUAUAAAUAACUUAUACGCUUGUAAAUGUUAUUGACGUUUUAAUGUUUUACUUAAAAAUGUACUUAAAUAUUGUUUAAGUUAAUUUUGUUGAUUAUUUUUAGAAUCACAUUAAUUAUAUUAUCUUUACAUUGUCCCAUUAAAUUUUUUUUCAUUCAUCAUAUGGAUGUGUGGGGCAUAGAUUCUAAAAAAUCGAGAUGUUAUGGAAAAUAACUCAAUAUAUAUUAAGUGUUGGAUUCGAAUUUAGUUAUAAUAAAAAAUUAGGAAUUAAGACGGUUGUUGUAUGUGAGGCAGUAUAUUUUGAACAGAUUUCAUAAAAAAAAAAGUUGUGAGUUAUGUUUUAUUGACGUUUGUUGACAUUUGACAUUUAACUAAACUUAUGACAGUUUAGAGAGAUGUGCAUUUUCUGUGUUAUAUUUACGACUGCAGUAUUUGAUUAAUAUUCAUUCGUAUUUAGAGUAUUAUAUACUAGGACAUAAUUUAUUUAAAUAUGAUGUUAUAAAUUAAUUCAAAAAUUAAAAUGAUUUAGUUCCAUAUUAAAAUGGAUCUUGCUCUACUUAAUGCUUUAAAAUCUUUGUAGUUUAAAAAAUAAUAUAUUUUUACGAUAGGAUUAUAUGCGAUUCAAUUGAAAAAAAAAUCAGAAAUUAGAAUUUUUCAUUUGCAUAACAGAUACUAUAAUUAAAAUGUAAUUUUUAUGAUAAUCGUAAAAAAUAUUAUAAUGAUAAUUUUUUUUAAAUUAAAUUAUGUAUAUGCAAAUUUAUGUGGAGAUUGUCUAUGUAGCACAUUCAAAAUUAAUAUAAAUUUUUUUUAUUGUAGAAUGUUCAACUACCUUAGAUAUAUUUAAUGAGCUCUCAUGUAAAAUUUCU